Molecule: messenger RNA, 854 nt
Organism: Prosopis cineraria
Lineage: Eukaryota; Viridiplantae; Streptophyta; Magnoliopsida; Fabales; Fabaceae
Product: 40S ribosomal protein S13
Exons: 5
Coding region: 113-568 (151 amino acids)
Biological process (GO): translation
Cellular component (GO): nucleolus; ribosome; cytosolic small ribosomal subunit
Molecular function (GO): small ribosomal subunit rRNA binding; structural constituent of ribosome
Source: RefSeq, a predicted model, not a curated record
GCUACUUCCCCUGUAAUCUUUGCUUGUUCAUUUCCUCGCACCUCCUCCAGAGGCAGCAGGGAGAGCAGCAGACCAAGAACGGAAGGGCGUUUUCCUUCUCAAGCUUGGAACAAUGGGUCGUAUGCACAGUCGUGGUAAGGGUAUUUCUGCUUCGGCUCUUCCUUACAAGAGAACGCCGCCAAGCUGGCUGAAGAUCUCAGCUCAGGAUGUUGAAGAGAACAUCUGCAAGUUUGCCAAGAAGGGCUUGACACCAUCCCAAAUUGGUGUUAUUCUUCGUGACUCUCACGGUAUUGCUCAGGUGAAGAGUGUGACUGGUAACAAGAUUUUGCGUAUUCUCAAGGCCCAUGGUCUUGCUCCUGAAAUACCAGAGGACCUCUACCACCUUAUCAAGAAGGCUGUCUCAAUUCGCAAGCAUUUGGAGAGGAAUAGGAAGGAUAAAGAUUCCAAGUUCAGGUUAAUUUUGGUAGAGAGUAGGAUCCACCGCCUUGCUCGUUACUAUAAGAAAACAAAGAAGCUUCCUCCCGUGUGGAAAUAUGAGUCCACAACUGCCAGCACGCUUGUUGCUUAAAUUAAGAUAAUUGGUGAUGGUGUUGAUUACCAGCCUUGUUUGCUGGAUGCUUGGUGAUAGGAUGGAACUCCAAUCUUUUUCCUGUUGGUAAUUUUGAUAAUUGGUUUCGUUUGCUAUAAGUAGUUAGAUGUAUGCAUUUUGUAUCAUUUCAUUGUACUUCUGAGUUUGGUGACUCAUUGAGUACUGAGUUAAACUUAUUUUCUUAGGGAAGCCAUAAAGUGGAAAACUGGAAAAUUGAACAUUCGAUUCCUUUGGUUAUAAAAUUUUCAAAUCUUGCCCUAAACAA